AAUUCUUGUCGUAACUCGUCACAACCAAGUAAUUUAGUAUCUACCCCGCUUUCUUCUACCAUUUCUAAAGAAUAUGAAAUAUGUCCUAAUGCUGCUGCUCAAAAAGCUUCAUAUGAAAAAAUUAAAACAGCAAGAAAUAGGAUUACUGAAUUCGAAUCUUUGUACAAUAUAGCUUCAGAUACUAGUAUUAGAAGCGAUUUUGCUAUUAGAAUACAAGAGCAAAAAGAUAUUGUCAGAACUAAUAAUAAAAAAAUCGAAGCACUUAAAUAA
Molecule: messenger RNA, 270 nt
Organism: Dentiscutata heterogama
Lineage: Eukaryota; Fungi; Glomeromycota; Glomeromycetes; Diversisporales; Gigasporaceae
Source: the annotation of a GenBank genome assembly